This is a messenger RNA of Microthlaspi erraticum, 3519 nucleotides long. Lineage: Eukaryota; Viridiplantae; Streptophyta; Magnoliopsida; Brassicales; Brassicaceae. The record is from the annotation of a GenBank genome assembly.
AUGGUGGCCGCCUCUCUUUCCUCCGUCCAAUCACCGCCGCAACAUCAAGUCUUCAUCAAUUUCCGAGGGAAGCAGCUACGGAACGGGUUCGUCAGCCAUCUGGAGAAGGCCUUGAGAAGGGAUGGAAUCAACGUCUUCAUCGACCGAGACGAAACCAGAGGGAAAGAUCUCAGCGUCCUCUUUUCCCGAAUCGAGGAGUCGAGUGUCGCGCUCGCCAUCUUCUCAACCCUGUACACGGAGUCAAACUGGUGCUUGGACGAGCUGGAGAAGAUCAAGGAGUGCGCUGAUUUAGGCAAACUUAUAGUCAUCCCCAUCUUCUACAAGGUGGAGACUGACGAUGUGAAAAGCCUCCAGGGAGUGUUCGGUGACAAGUUUUGGGAAUUGGCCAAGACUAUUAAAGGAGAAAAGCUAGAUAAGUGGAGAGAAGCUCUAGAGGACGUCCCCAAAAAGUUGGGCUUCACUUUAAGCGAAAUGAGCGAUGAAGGUGAAUGCAUCAAUCAAAUUGUAAACGAAGUGAUCAAAGUGCUUCAUGAUUUCUCGACGGAACUCGAAAGAGAAGAAGAUACGUUUGAAGCUGUUUCUGUUUCUGAGUCGCCUCCUCUGUUUGGCAUUGAAACGCGUCUUGAGCAAUUGGAAGAGAAGUUGGAUUUUGACUGCAAGCGUACUCUCACCAUUGGUGUUGUUGGGAUGCCUGGUAUUGGUAAGACCACACUGACGAAGAUGAUGUAUGAGAAGUGGCGACACAAGUUCCUCCGCUGCGUCUUUCUUCAUGACUGCGUGAUGAUGGAUCGGAAUCUUCUCAUGAGAGAGUUGUUGAGGGAUGAUGAUGAUGAUGAUGAUGAUGAUAAAGUGGACCAACAAGUCGCUGACGUGUCUCUUGAUUCCUUGAAGACACGCCUACUCAGUAAGAAGUCUCUUGUUGUUCUUGAUAGUGUGAGUGACAAGAAACAGAUACAAGUUCUUCUCGGCGAGUGCGACUGGAUUAAGAGAGGUAGCAGAAUCUUUAUCACGACUAGCGACAGGUCGGUGAUCGAGGGGAUGGUUGAUGACACGUAUGAGGUCCUGAGACUGACCGGCAGAGACAGCUUUCAGUACUUCAGCCAUUUUGCCUUCAGUGGUAAGCUCUCUACUCCGAAGGGAAGUUUCAUGAAUCUUUCAAGAUUGUUUGCGGAUUAUGCCAAAGGCAACCCAUUAGCUCUCAAGAUAUUGGGGAUUGAGCUCAAUGGGAAAGACGAGACUCAGUGGGAAGAUAAGCUUUGCAAGCUGGCACAAAGUCCCAAUAAGACUAUACAAGAUGUCUUGCGGAUAAGCUACGAUGGGUUAAGCCAGCGUCAGAAAGAUAUGUUUCUCGAUGUCGCUUGUUUCUUUAGAUCAGGAGAAGAGUAUUACGUUGGGUGUUUAGUGGAGGAGUCUUGUGACGACGCUGAGCACAUUGAUGUUGUGCGUGAAAUAAAGGAUCUUGCCAAUAAAUUCUUGAUUAACAUUUCUGGCGGACGAGUGGAGAUGCAUGAUUUGCUGUAUACAUUUGGCAAGGAACUUGGCUCACACGGCUCACGCAGACUGUGGAACCAUAAAGGUGUUAUUGGUGCGCUGAAGAAACAAGCAGGAGCAGACAGUGUGAGAGGUAUUUUUCUCGACAUGUCUGAGCUGAAGAACAAGAUUCCUUUGGACAGAUGUACUUUCACUGAGAUGCGUCAACUUAGGUACCUCAAAUUCUUUAGUUCUCGUUGUCAUCGGGAAUGCAAAGCUGACUGCAAACUUAACUUCCCUGAGGGGCUUGAGUUUCCGGUGGAUGAAGUAAGAUAUCUCUAUUGGCUGAAAUUCCCUUUGAAGAAACUUCCAAAAGACUUCAACCCCAAGAAUCUUACCGACCUUAACCUGCCUUACAGCGAGAUUGAAGAGGUCUGGGAGGGUGUUAAGGAUACACCGAAGCUAAAGUGGGUUGAUCUUAGCCACUCAAGCAAGUUAUGCAAUCUUUCAGGGUUGGUAAAUGCUGAAAGUCUCCAAAGAUUGAAUCUUGAAGGCUGCACGAGUUUGCAGGAGUUGCCCAAGGACAUGAAACGUAUGAAAAGUCUGAUUUUGCUCAACAUGAGAGGAUGCACAAGUCUCCGGUUUCUUCCACAUAUGAAUCUGAUCUCUAUGAAAACUCUCAUCCUCACCAACUGCUCAAGCCUAGAGAAAUUCAGGGUGGUUUCGGACAAUCUAGAAACUCUACACUUGGAUGGAACUGCGAUUGGUCAACUUCCUACAAACAUGGUGAAGCUCCAGAGACUGAUCGUAUUGAACUUGAAAGACUGCAAAAUGUUGAGGGCGGUUCCAGAAUGCCUAGGGAAGCUGAAAGCUCUGCAAGAACUGGUGCUCUCUGGUUGUUCAAAGCUCAAGACUUUUCCAAUUCCCAUUGAAAACAUGAAACGCUUGCAGAUUUUAUUGCUCGACGGGACAGCGGUUGCAGACAUGCCGAAGAUAUUGCAGUUCAAUGGCUCAAAAGUGGAAGAUCUAGGUGAAUUAAGACGUGGUGUGAACGGCUUGUCCUCAUUGCAGCGUCUAUGCUUAAGUAGGAACGAUAUGCUCAGCAAUCUGCAAAUCGACAUCAGUCAACUACAUCAUCUGAAAUUGCUUGACCUGAAGUACUGCAAGAAUCUCAAAUCGAUUCCAUUGCUUCCGCCAAAUCUAGAGAUCUUAGACGCACAUGGCUGCCAGAAACUGAGAACAGUAGCAUCCCCCAUGGCCUUUGUUAAGCAUAUGGAGCAGGUUCACUCUAAGUUCAUUUUCACCAACUGCACCAACCUUGAACUAGCUGCUAAAAAUAGUAUCACAUCGUAUGCUCAAAGGAAAAGCCAGCUAGAUUCAGUUAGAUGCUAUAAAGAGGGCAGUUUUUCAGAAGCUUUGCUCAUCACUUCCUUUCCAGGUAGCGAAGUACCUACAUGGUUCAACCAUCAAACAGUUGGUUCCACGUUAAAGCUGAAGUUUCCGCCACAUUGGUGUGACAACAGGCUUUCGACAAUAGCUCUAUGCGCUGUUGUCGCAUUCCCUUGCACUCAAGAUGAAAUCAGCCGUUUCUCAAUACAGUGCACUUGUGAGUUCACAAACGAACUUGGGACAAAUAAGCGUUUCAGCUGCACUCUUGGCGGAGGUUGGAUUGAACCACGCAAGAUUGAUUCGGACCAUGUGUUUAUUGGUUACACCAGUUCAUCGCACAUAACAAAUCAUGCACAAGGAUCGUUGCAGUCGCAAGAACAUCAUGAAUGUGUCCCUACUGAGGCUUCAAUCAAAUUCGAAGUGAGAGAUGGAGCAGGUGAGAUUGUAAAUUGUGGUUUAAGUUUGGUGUACGAGGAACCAAACCAUGUCGUCACUGAAGGGAACUGUAAUGGAACUUCUUCAGGACGAGUUUUGUCAGUUGGAAAGAGUAUAGUGAGCUUUGGUGCUGGAUUUUUGUCCGUUGUUUUGAGGUAUCUGUUGGUAGGUGCUGUAUUCUUUUUGGUUUAUGGGUUUGCUAAGUUGCAUUUUUUGUCAAACUAA